AUGGCUCCUGCGCGACAGCCCGCGCCCCAGUACAGCAAGGAUGAAAAGGUUCUCUGCUUCCACAUGGACAUGCUCUACGAGGCCAAGGUCACCGAUGUGAUGUCGAGCCACAACGUCUUCAAGUACAAGGUGCACUACAAGGGCUGGAAGAACACCUGGGACGACUGGGUCGUCGCCGACCGCAUCCGCCCCUUUGACGACGAGCACAAGGAGCUCGCCGCCCAGCUGCACGCCCAGCUGCGUCAGAGCAUGAAGAACGCCAAGCAGCCCGCGGGGGCCAAGAAGAUGAUGCGCGGCGGUGGAGGGCCCGAGUCGUCGGGUCGCGGCAGCGAGGAGAGGGGAAGCUCGGCCGCGGCCAUGGGCGGCGGAGGGCGCGCGGGCGGCGGCCGUCGCGGCAAGGACUGGGAGCUCGAGACGGAGGACGCCUUUCAUAUCAAGCCCAUGAUCAACAUUCCCGUGCCGGACCACAUCCAGGCCAUGCUCGUCGACGACUGGGAGAACAUCACCAAGAACAACCAGCUCGUGCCGCUGCCGCACCCCAAGCCCGUCACCAAGAUCUUUGCUGAGUACCUCGCGUUUGAGCGGCCGCAUCGCGAAGAGGGCUCCGCGAGCAUGGAUAUCCUGGCCGAGGUCAUUGCCGGCUUCCGCGAGUACUUUGAGAAGUCGCUGAGUAGGAUACUGCUGUACCGCUUCGAGCGUCAUCAAUAUAUGGAUAUCCGCAAGCUGUGGGACAACCCCGAAGAAAACGCAGAGUACAAGACUGUCUGCGACGUGUACGGGGCCGAGCAUCUCGCUCGUCUUAUCGUCUCACUCCCCGAACUUCUCGCACAGACCAACAUGGACCAGCAGUCCGUCUCCCGCCUGCGCGAGGAAAUCGGCAAGUUCACCGUGUGGCUCGGCCGCAACUGCGAACACUACUUUGUCAACGAGUACGAGACGCCGUCGCAAGAGUACAUUGACAAGGCCCGCAGCUUCUAA
Molecule: messenger RNA, 978 nt
Organism: Akanthomyces muscarius
Lineage: Eukaryota; Fungi; Ascomycota; Sordariomycetes; Hypocreales; Cordycipitaceae
Exons: 3
Coding region: 1-978 (325 amino acids)
Biological process (GO): regulation of DNA-templated transcription; chromatin organization
Cellular component (GO): Rpd3S complex; NuA4 histone acetyltransferase complex; nucleus
Source: RefSeq, a predicted model, not a curated record